AUGCGGCGGUGCGCUCUUGUACGGGCGGCAAAUCCCUUACCAUCGACUGUGCACGCCUCCAUCGGCAAUAUCAACAAUAAACAGAGCGUUGUCUCCCCUUGUUGCCAUACCGUUGCGGAACCGUCAGUUGACACUAAUGCAGAGGAAUAUCGACACUUGGCACAUGAAUUGGCGCUACUGUCACAGGAAGAGUUUGGUCGUCGUCUCUAUCGGUUUAGCCGAACAAAGUUUGAUCCCAUACACACUACGGCGGUCCACGCACAUCUAUCUGAGUUGCUUUCCCGACGCGUGCAAGAGUUAACCGUGAAGUGUGUUCGUGAGUAUGCCCAUCUGGCGCAUGUCGCUAAUCUACAUAAGCUGUGCUUAGAAGUAUACUACGCCCGAGCGAGUGUUACCACAGUCGCUUCCGCGGUGGAAGUUAAUAACAUGAAUGUUGGGAACUUUGCUGUUUCUGACUUUGUUGUUGACAGUGCUUACGCCCUUGGUAGUACGCCUGACCUGAUUCGUUUAGCGUCUGAUUGCGUAAAGCAUCUACAACACGUACCAUCCCUUGGUUGGGAGGUGAUGAGUGCGUUCUCUUUGGUUCGUGCGUUUUGGCGCUGCAUUUGCAUUGCCUCAAAUAACGGAAGACAGAUGAAUGCAGACUCCAAGCAAACCCUUCAGGACGCUGCUCACAUCUAUGAUGAAUGCAUGGGGUUGGUGUACCCCGACUCUUAUGGGGAGCUUAGUACACAAGAUGCCAUACGCACAGUCCAGAGGUUCGUGCAAUAUGCUUCUUCUGCGGAUGAGGGGGAGAUGCUUUUCUUUCGGUUUUGUUUUCAAAAGGGGUUUCUUCGAAGGCCACGCGAUAUAGUGCGAGGAGAGGGCAGUGAUAAUGGACUUGGGGCAAGUGUUGGUGGCACUUAUAAGGGAGGAAUAAUUACCGAGGAGCAGUGGUUCUAUGCGAGUCUCAUCGCGACAUGCCGCGUUGGAAAUCACGUGGACUCUGCACUCCGGUACUUUGACAUCAUUGGAUCGUUCCUUGGAAUUGUGCAGGUUAGUUGCAACGAUCUUCUUCGUCCCUCCGCACGGAAGCUUCAGCAAGACGGUUGGAAGCUGCCAGAAGAAGCUAAAGAAUCGAAAAGUGGAAAAUCGGUGGAAGUCUCAGAGUACCUUAUCUUUCAGCUACUGAACGUACUUCAAACAGCAAAGGAUAACAAAAAGAUUGUCUUUAUCGCACGAGCAAUGUUACAGGAUGAGGUGAAACUUGGUAUAAGUGUUUGGAGCAUCGUGCUGAUUGCGGCAGGCGAGAUGCGAGCUGUGGAUUUGGCACUUGUCGCCUAUUCACAAGCUAGGGAAGCUCUACUAGAUGGCGGUCACGCCAUGGACCGCCGCGGGAAUGAGUACCUGUUACAAACCGCCAUUCAUGCGUUGUCCAAAUGUCAGGUCCCUCGAUUUGAGGAAGAGUACCUGCGGCCUUGUAAAGACCAGCAACUGAUGCAUUGUACUAAUGAGUUCUACUUCUGUGCUCUCCUUCAACACGCACAUAACUCCAUGGACCCUGCAGCCGGUGCGGAGGAGGUUCUACGCAGAAUGAGGGAGAAGGGAACGCCGCUCACCACUCGAGUAAUCUCCAGGCUAAUUAAAAUUUACUUGCGCAUCGAGUCCCCCAAGCUACUAGAACUGUAUCAACAUGCCACGCAACAACUCAAGGCAUUCAAGCUGUCAUGGCUUGAUGAGCUGCUGCUGUGGGCCGAUCGACGUCGAUACAACCUCUCCCGUGAGGAUCGAAAAUACAUAUUGGAUGAAGUGCAACGUGUUCACGGCACAAAAAGCAUACGGGACGACCUUGGCGGGCUCCGCCCACAGUAUGCACUUUUAAAAUAUGACUACGAACACGCCCCACUGGAGGUUUUUGCCUCCACAUCGCACCCACCCGAGAAGGAGCCAAAUAUAUUGGACCCACGCGUCCACUUUCUUCUAAAAUAUCCUCAUUGUGUAGCUCAUGCCCCACAGAAAAGAUGUAUCUACCGUACAUUAGGGCACACCAGCACAUUUGUAGAUCUCGAACGAACACAAAUGUUUUUGCGCUCAACUCUACUCAGCACAGAAGGUGCAACUACGAACAAUGAAAAAAACAAAACAGAGGAAUUUCGCAUGUACAUGGGUCGCAUCCUUCAGGCUCUGCAAAGCAGUAACAAUUGCGCAGCAUAG
Molecule: messenger RNA, 2193 nt
Organism: Trypanosoma rangeli
Lineage: Eukaryota; Euglenozoa; Kinetoplastea; Trypanosomatida; Trypanosomatidae
Exons: 1
Coding region: 1-2193 (730 amino acids)
Source: RefSeq, a predicted model, not a curated record